Papaver somniferum (opium poppy) is the source of this 2635-nucleotide messenger RNA. Its product is annotated as mitochondrial intermediate peptidase, mitochondrial-like. NCBI's taxonomy places the organism in Eukaryota, Viridiplantae, Streptophyta, Magnoliopsida, Ranunculales, Papaveraceae. Gene Ontology annotation, molecular function: metalloendopeptidase activity. Gene Ontology annotation, biological process: peptide metabolic process; proteolysis. Bases 139 to 2256 code for a protein of 705 amino acids. The transcript has 17 exons. The record is from RefSeq and is a predicted model, not a curated record.
GGCUUGGCUUAAUAAGUUUGGCUUCCUCUAUAGUUUUCUCUUCAUCAUCUUCUCAAAAUCUAAAUCCCUUCACCGGUGGCGGGAAUUUUUCUCCCACAUUAGUAACUAAUAACUUCAGAUUGAUCCUAACAAAUAACGAUGAUUGCCCUAAUCAAUCGUAGAACUUCAUCCAUACUUCAUUCUAAACAUAUCAUCUCCCUUAAAUUCAUCACUACUUACACUAGUAAAGAUUCUUCCUUUACUUCUAUAACUUCUCAGAAUGAAGAUAGUGGUCUUUAUGGAUUCAAAAUCUUAAAAUCUUCCAAGGGUUUUCGUCGCUUCGUUGAUGAAGCUAUCGAAAGGUCAGGAGAAUUGGUCUCUUAUAUAUCAGAAUCGCCUUCUAAUGUUGAGAUUAUUCGAGCCAUGGAUGAAAUAUCAGAUACGGUAUGCUCUGUAGUGGAUUCAGCAGAACUUUGUCGAAAUACUCAUCCCGAUAGAGAAUAUGUGGAGGAAGCUAAUAAGGCGACUAUGAGAAUUCAUGAAUAUCUACAUUUUCUGAAUACAAAUCAUUGCCUAUACAAUGCGGUAUUAAAGGCCGAGCAAGGUAGUUUGGAUAAAAAAGAAGCUCAGAGGGCAGCCCAUUCAUUACGUGUUGAUUUUGAGAAGGGAGGAAUCCAUCUUCCUGCUGACAAGUUGGAGCGAGUUAAUCAGCUAAAUAUCGAAAUUGCUCAGAUUUGUAGACAGUUCAAUGAAAAUAUUAUAAACGAUCCAGGUUUUGUAGACAUCUUUCCAGCUUCAUGUAUUCCGAAGCGUAUUCAACAUCUUCUCAGGCCCAUUUACUCUGCAUCAAAAGAAAAGGGUUUUCGAAUAACCACAGACCAGGGCACUUUGUCUUCUGUACUGCAAUGGGCUUCAGACGAAGAGGUUAGAAAGCAGUCGUACAUUCGAGGAAAUUCCGCUCCACGUGCGAACCUUGCUCUCCUUGAUAAGCUGAUAACUGCUCGUCAUGACCUUGCACAGAUAUUAGACCAUAAAACUUACGCGGAAUUCGCGGUUCAUCAAAACCUGUCUUCAUCACCAGAGGUUGUCAAGUCUUUUUUGGUUGAAAUGGCCGAGCUUGUUAGGCCUAAAGCGGACAAGGAAUUCAGCAAAAUUAGAAAUUUUAAGAGGGAAAGAUCUAAUUAUAAAAAUGGAGUACUGGAGCCUUGGGAUGAGGCCUAUUUCACAGGGAUGAUGAAGUCUUCUGCGUACAACUUAGAUUCCUCAGCCAUAUCAGCAUACUUUCCCUUAUCACAGUGCAUAGAAGGUUUGAAAAUGCUCGUUCAGUCAUUGUUUGGCGCAACUUUCUACAGCGUUCCUCUAGCACCCAGAGAAUCAUGGCAUCGUGAUGUGCUAAAAAUGGCUCUUCAUCAUCCGGAAGAGGGUGAUUUGGGGCAUAUUUACCUUGAUUUGUACUCGAGGAAGGGAAAAUUCCCAGGCUGUGCACAUUUUGCCAUUAAAGGUGCACGUCGAAUAUCAGAGACAGAAUACCAACUUCCUGUUGUAGCUCUUGUGUGCAAUUUCAAGGCUCCACCAGGUUCAUCAGCUGCCAGACUUGACCACUGGGAAGUUGAAACUCUCUUUCAUGAAUUUGGUCAUGCUCUCCAUUCCUUACUUUCUAGAACGGAUUACCAACACUUUUCAGGAACUAGAGUGGCUCUUGAUUUGGCAGAAACACCUUCACAUCUUUUCGAGUACUAUGCAUGGGAUUACCGAGUUCUGAAGACAUUUGCUAAGCAUUAUUCUACUGGUGAAGUUAUUCCUGAGAAACUGGUUGAAUCUAUGAAAGGUGCUAGAAAGAUGUUUGCUGCAACUGAUCUUCAGCGGCAGGUUUUGUACGCGUUGAUCGACCAAACUUUAUUUGGGGAGCAGCCAUCAUCAUCUGGAGAUACAAUGUCGGUUGUUGCGGAUUUGAAACGGCAAUACACGAGUUGGAAUCAUGUCGAAGGCACUCAUUGGCAUACAAGGUUCAAUCACCUUCUAAACUACGGAGCAGGUUAUUAUAGUUAUCUGUAUGCCAAGUGCUUUGCCGCAACUAUAUGGGAAGAAGUAUGCAUGGAGGAUCCACUGUCACUGACGGCAGGAUCCAGUAUUCAAACUAAAUUCUUGCAGCAUGGCGGUGCAGAGGACCCAUCUGUUUUAUUGAAGAACUUAGCGGGAGAUCAGAUUCUAAGAUAUCACAAUAAAGGAGGGAUUCUCCCUGACUUAACUAGCCUCUGCAAAGAAAUGGAAUUGUGAAAGAUGCCAAUGCCAAGGCAAUUAUUAUUACUAGUCUCCAAUCUCCAUCAGAAUUAUUUACUGGAGAGAGACUAGUCUUGUCAGUUGUUGGCAUGUUUCUAAAAAAUGUCAAGUACCUGAUUCACAAGGUGGCAAGUUUGUAAUUUGUAUACUAGGUGCAUGUGAACAGGAGUGUCACCCUGCAGAAUAUAUGCAACAAUGAGAGCAGUUUUGAAGUCCAAGAGAAGUAUUGAUGCUUUUUAUCUGUGGAAUCAAAUGUUUACUGCCUUGUCAUGAGCCAUUACUACUGCUGCUGCUUUUUUUUCUUACUGCUUAUUGUAACAACAGUAACAACAUUCCAGAUAAGAAAUAAUGAAAUAUACCAACAAAACUAUUUUUU